UUGAUAAGAGCAUAUGACCUAGUUUACAUCAUGCAUUUGAUGUGGAUGUUAACUAAUAAUUAAAUUAUCUUAAUUUCGGCGAUACAAAAUUCAUCAACCGCACUCAUUACUCGAUUACUCCAAAGAAGAACAAGAUUGUUAAUCAUAAUGACUAUUUUAAAGACUCUAAUCGCUGGAGGACAAAUAUGCCUCAAAAGAUUUUAUGCUACAAGUCCAAAAUUUAUUGAAAUUACACAAGACAAUAAUACAGGUAUCGAAAUUAUAUCUAUGGCAAGAAAACCUGUUAACAGCUUGAAUACAGAGUUAUUAAGUGAACUAAAGACAUUUUUAUUGGAGGCCCAAAACAGUCGCAUUAAAGGCGUUAUAUUAACGUCAUCCUUGCCAACUAUAUUCUCGGCAGGAUUAGACAUUAUGGAAUUGUUUAAUGAUAAAGAGAAACUUACUGAUUUCUGGCAAACAUUACAAGACACUUGGCUGACUCUUUACAGUUUGACUAUACCGAUUGCUGCUGCUAUCAAUGGCUCUAGUCCUGCCGGAGGCUGUCUGUUGGCAAUGUCUACGGAAUAUAGAGUCUUGGUUGAAGGCAAGCAUACUAUAGGCUUAAACGAAACACAAUUGGGUAUAAUUGCUCCAAAAUGGUUCAGGGAUGUAUAUAUCUCGUUAAUUGGCCAUCGACAAGCUGAGCUGGCGCUUUUAAGAGGAGUGAUGUUUAAGCCUGAGAAGGCAUUGCAGCUUGGACUCGUGGAUGAGCUCGCUAAAGAUAAAAUGGAUGCGAUCGAAAAGUGCAAAAAAUACAUAUUAUCUUAUGAUAAUGUACCAGGUUUAGCAAGAACCACCACCAAGGUACAUUUGCGAAACGAUUUGAUCGAGUGGUUGAAAAACAAUAAGAAAGCUGAUACUGAUAACUUCAUAAACUAUGUACAAUCACCGAAAGUACAAAAUGGCCUUAAACUUUAUAUUGAAUAUUUGAAGAAGAAGCAACAAUAGGUAUCUUGAUAUGAGACAAUAUUUGUUACAUUCUUACUAAUCAAAGUAAAUAAUUUUGUAAACUUUUAUAUUAUAUCUUAGAAUAUAUAUUUUUAUAUCAUGUGCAUUAACAAAUGUGAAAGUGUCAUGCUCACAUUUAUUACUCACAUUUUAUUACGUAUAGUCAGAAGAAGUAAAAUACAUCAUGUUAAUUAUUAAUUCUCCAAUAUAUAUAAUACAAUAUUGGGUUGAGGAAGAAAUUUUACCUUACUUAGUCCUUUUACAUAAUUAUAAUAUAAUUGAAACAUAUUUUUUAAAUUGUUUACAAAAUAUAUGCCAAAA
This is a messenger RNA of Acromyrmex echinatior (Panamanian leafcutter ant), 1308 nucleotides long. Its product is annotated as enoyl-CoA delta isomerase 1, mitochondrial. Gene Ontology annotation, cellular component: mitochondrion. The record is from RefSeq and is a predicted model, not a curated record. Gene Ontology annotation, biological process: fatty acid beta-oxidation. Lineage: Eukaryota; Metazoa; Arthropoda; Insecta; Hymenoptera; Formicidae.